Molecule: messenger RNA, 642 nt
Organism: Cavenderia fasciculata
Lineage: Eukaryota; Evosea; Eumycetozoa; Acytosteliales; Cavenderiaceae
Exons: 2
Coding region: 1-642 (213 amino acids)
Source: RefSeq, a predicted model, not a curated record
AUGUACAUUGAAUUAUUGUAUCGAAUUAACCCUCAUAAUGAAACAAUAGAAUAUGUACAAUCGAAUCAAUUGGGCGUACCCGAUAUUAUAGUCAAACAUAUCCUAUCAUUCCUACCACCAACCAAAGACACCAUCAAAAAAGUAUCACGUGUCUGUCGGUACUGGUUCAUCAACAUUGUACCCUAUUCACUCUUUUCCUCUGGUGACAUAGAAUUUACUUCAUCAAAUAUCUUUAUUCUAUUUUAUCAUCAUGUAUUACAAAGUUUAAUUCAAAAAGAUAGUAGAUCUUCUUCAUCUUCUUCAUCCUCCUCUUCAUCCUCUUCAGAUAAUAGACCAAUAAUGAGUUUAAAAUGUACAAGUAUAACAAGUGAUACAAGACAACAAAUGAUGAAAUCGUUAUCAAAGAUGGGAGUGGAAGUGACACCAAGGUAUAUUAAAAGAUUACCUGAACUUUUCAGUAUUGGUUGGAUGUUAAGGUCAGUUUCAUUUUACUUUGCAGACACGAGCCGUGAAAUGUAUAGCAAGGAGAUUGGUGAUGCAUUGGUAUCUCUCAAGCAACUAGAGUCACUCACGGUCGCUGGGUCUCCCGACGACUCUUUAUUGAGGAUGGCCUGUCGUCUAACCUUUGACAUGCGUCGUUAA